Nezara viridula (southern green stink bug) is the source of this 6404-nucleotide messenger RNA. NCBI's taxonomy places the organism in Eukaryota, Metazoa, Arthropoda, Insecta, Hemiptera, Pentatomidae. The record is from the annotation of a GenBank genome assembly.
GUUUCUCAGUCAUUCCAUUAUCAAUAGGAUUUUCGUUUAUAGUAGUAGGGAGUAUGAAUUCUAAGGGUUUUAAUUCAGAAUUUUGUAACCCUUUUUUACACAGGCCAUGGAUGGUUGACAAAGGGGCUGCUGCUACGCCUGCUAGUGGCAAUAAAGGGAUCAAAGGGAUUAUUGCAGGUGGGAUUACUGGAGGAAUUGAAAUAUGUAUAACAUAUCCUACCGAAUAUGUUAAAACUCAGUUACAGCUAGAUGAAAAAACGUCAAAACAAGGUUCAAAACAAUAUAAUGGAAUAAUUGACUGUGUGAAGAAAACAGUGCAAUCCCGUGGUGUAUUUGGUUUAUAUAGGGGUUUAAGUGUUCUUAUCUAUGGCUCUAUUCCGAAAUCAGCUGUCAGGUUUGGUUCAUUUGAAACUUUUAAAUCUUAUUUAGUAGAUGAAAAUGGAAAUUUAUCUCCUCAAUCUCGUGUGCUAUGUGGUUUGGGUGCUGGAGUUGCUGAAGCAAUUUUUGCUGUUACUCCAAUGGAAACUGUUAAAGUUAAAUUUAUUAAUGACCAACGGUCUCCUAAUCCACGGUUCAAAGGAUUUUUCCAUGGAGUUACCACCAUAGUAAGAGAUCAAGGAUUCAAGGGAGUGUAUCAAGGAGUUACUGCUACAGUGAUGAAACAAGGCAGUAAUCAAGCUAUUAGAUUUUUUGUAAUGGAAACUCUGAAGAACGCAUACACUGAUGGAGAUUCUAAAAAGAAAAUACCGAAAUAUAUAAUAGGUGCAUUUGGUGCUAUUGCUGGUGCUGCUUCAGUGUUUGGUAAUACUCCUAUUGAUGUCGUUAAAACUAGAAUGCAAGGUUUAGAAGCAUCUAAGUACAAAAAUACCUUUGAUUGUUUUUCCAAAAUAUGGAAACAAGAGGGUUUUACUGCGUUCUACAAGGGUACAGUUCCUCGUUUAUCUAGAGUAUGCCUUGAUGUUGCCAUAACAUUUAUGAUAUAUGAGUCAUUUAUGGAUCUGUUCAAUAAAGUUUGGCCUUGAAUAUGACAGUUUUCUAAUUAAGUAGUAAUUUUAUAAAACAUGUUUUGGUUUUUAUUUUAGUUUUUUAUUAAAAAAUAUAUUAACAUGAUUGUACUUGUUAAGGAUUUUUUUUUUGUAUGGGAUGAAUAUUUUAUUUUUGUUAUUAUUUAUAGUAUUUUUAACAAAUGUUAUCUACUUAUUUUUUUUAUGUUUUUAAUUUUGGAUUUUUUAUCUUCAUCGGUUUUCAUUCAAAUUUUAUGAAGCACAUUCCUUGGGCAUUUAAACAUUUUAAAUUUAUAUAUAUUUUUUAUAUUUUUAUGACUGAUCGAUUUCCUUUUGUACUCGAGAAACAUAUUUAUGUAAGGAUAUUUCUACCAUGGUUGGCCAUAGUUAUUUCCAUAUGUGCCUACAAAUAAGUAUAUUUUUCUAUUUUUUUAAUUAGUGUAAGUUACUUACAGUUUCAUUAUUAAUAUUGGACUGACGAAUCUUAGCUGGUUUAAGUGUUUCAUGGGUUUCUAAAAAAAAAAAAAAACAAUGAAAACACUGGAAAAGAAAUAAACAUAAUUUUUAUUUAUGUUACUGAAUUUUAUUUAAUAUUUGAAUUCACCACGCUAACAAAUUUUAAUGGGCUGUACUAAAGUUAAUUUUCUUAGCUUGGUGCUCUGCUUAUUCAUAUUUAUGAGCCAAAUAACACUCAGUUAUUUUAGAUUUUUUUUUUAACUAGGUACACCAACAUAAUCUCAUCUUAAGUCACAUAUUUGUUGUUAUUAUUAAAGUAUCUUUUUAAAAAUUAAACCAUUAUGGAAAUUAUCUCUAUAUCAUUUUUUAUUUAAUAUAAUAUAUUUUGUUGAUAAAUUGAUGGAUUCAUUAAGGAAGUAAAAUUGGAAAUAUAAUAGAACUAUAUUAAUAAUCUAUUCAUUGAUCGGAAUUUUUUACUUUUAAAAGAAAUAUCUAGGUGGCAGGGAUGGAUCAACACAAGUAGGGUCCCUAAGCAGUAAAAUGGUCCCUUACAAAAAAAGUUUCAAAUUUGAGAUCAUCAAUUUAUCAUUGUUUUUGGAUUUAUACCGUUAUUAUGUUGGGUCUUUUUUAAACCUUUUCAAAAAAAGAUAAGAUAUUAAAAGUUAAAAUCUGGGUCCCUUCAUGCCUUUUGCAAUAGGAGCCAUACGUGGCCAGUUAGUCCUGUUAUUGCUUAAUCAGCUCUUCCUCAGUGGUCUAGUAAAGCUCUCUUUAUUGAAUAUUUAAAUUAUUAUGUUUUAAAACAUAUUGAAUUUUUAUUAAAGACAUUAUUUAUAAGUAAAUAAAUGUGUUUGUAUAUAUAUAUAUAUAUAUAUAUAUAUAUAUUCAUACAGGGUUUCCUGUAAGUAGAGGGAAAUAUUUAAAAGGUUGAUAGCAGACAUCAAGAUAAAAAAAAAAGUUCAUAUGAACAAUUGCCCGCCCAAUUUCUAACAGAAAAGUAGGAAAUUAAAGUUUUUUUUUUAGUGAGUAACGUUUUUUGUUAAAUAGAAAGUGAUAACUAAACAAAUACUCGAUUUAAGUAAUUAAACAUUGCUUCAUAGUAAACUAGACAAAAUUUACUUCAAACAAAAGUAGAGUUUGUCAUAGUUAAAACCAUUUAAAGAGGACUAUUGAGCGGACAAACUCAGCUAAGUUUUGUUUAAAAAAAGUAUUAUAUUUGUGAUUUUUUUUUAUCGCUUUUUAACUAUACUAUAUUAUUCCACUUUCAGAAAAACUUCCUCAUUUAAUAAGCUUUACGUCCAUAUUAAUUAAGUUGAGAUUUAAUUAAGAAAAAAUUUGAUAUUUACCUCAAGUUGUAUAAAAAAAUGAUGUGAUUUUCUAUCUAGUCGCCUAAAAGUACCCAUAUUUUCAACAAAAAUGACUUGCAAUGUUUAUUUCUUGUUUUUCCGUGAUGUGGGGUGUAUUGUAAGAAGCGUAAUUGCCUAAAUAACCUUUUUAUUUAUAAAAAAGAAAAAAUUGAAAAUAAUGAUUUUUCAUAUAAAGUUGUUAUGGAACUGUGUUUUUCUCCCAGAUCUCUGUCAUAGGAAUUGAUCCGUAUCUAUAAGUGACAAACUCUAGCCCUAAUAUUUAAGUUUUCAUGAAAAACACAGUUAUUUAACCACGUUACAAUAAAAAUAUUUAAAAAAUCAUUAUUUAUAAUUUUUUUUUUAAUGAAUAAAGUUUGUAUUUAGACAAUUAUGUUUUAUUAUAAUAAAUUCCAAUUCAUGGAAAAACAAGAAAUAAAAGCUUUUCAACAGUUAAUUAUACUUUUAGGUCACAAUAGAAAAUCACAUCAUUUCUUUAGACAACUUGAGGUGAAUCUCAAAAUUUUUGCUAAUAAACCUCAACCUAAUUAAUAUGGACUUAAAGCUUAUUAAACGAGGAAGUUUUUCUGAAAGUGGGUUAACUAUAGUAUAGGUAAACGGUGAUAAAAAAAAAAAAUCACAAAUAAUUUAAGACUUUUUUUUAACGAAACUUAGCUGAGUUGGUCCGCUCGAUAGUCCUCCCUAAAUGAUUUUAACAAUGAAAAACUCUUCAUUUGUUUGUAGUAAAUUUUGUCUAGUUUACUAUGGAGCCAUGUUUAAUUACUUAAAUCAUAUAUUUUUUAGUUAUCGCUUCCUAUUCAACAAAAACAUGACUUAAAAGAACACAAAUAUUAAGCUUUCUACUUUUCUGCUGGAAAUUAGACAGUUGUUUAUAUGAACUUUUUUUAUAGAUCUUGAUGUCUACUAUCAACCUUAAAUAUUUUCCUCUACUUAUUUUACUCCCCUGUACAUAUUUAUGUAUAUAUGUAUCUAUGUAUAUAUACACAUAAAUGCCUACAUUUAAACAAUAAUUUGCGUGGUUUAAUUGUAUUAUAUGUGGAAAUAUCAACCAGUGUUCUCAUUGCAUUUUGAUUUAUAAAUCAUUCUUAUUCAGCUGUUACUAUUGUUUUGUAAUUAUGAUUACACAUGAAAUUUUGCUUUGACCAUGAUAUAAUGAUAUUUGAAUAAGUGUUUAAAAUUUUUUAUAUGAACAAUUGAUGAGAUUUGAUUCAUGUUUUUGAAAAUAUGUUAUUCCUUUAUUUUCAAUUUCAAUUUAAUUUAUUUUUGAAUUAAUUUUGCCCAAUUUUGAUGUAUGUUUAAUUAACUAACCAUGCAAUUGCAAUUAUUAUUUACGGUUCAAAUCUGUAAUUAGGUUUUCUUAUGCUUCUACUUAACACUAAAUUUAUGAAAGAAAUUUCAUACCUUUUCUACCAAUGGAUGUAUUAAUUGAUGAAAAAUUAAUAUUCGUGUAUAUCUGUAAAUCACAAACUUUCAACAUUAUUUAACAUAUAUAUAUAUAUAUAUAUAUAUAUAUAUAUAUAUAUAUAUAUAUAUAUAUAUAUAUAUGUUACAAGAAUAAUAAAUGGCUUCCCAUAAGAUGUUUAUAUGUAUAUAUAUAAGAUAUAUAUAAAAGUUGUAAAAAUAUAUAUAUGUAUAUAUAUAUAUAUAUAUAUAUAUAUAUAUAUAUAUAUAUAUUGUACAGCAAAACAUCUUAUGAGAAGCCAUUUUAGUGCCCUUGUAACUUUUUUCUUAUAGAAAUAACGAACAACUUACAAAUUAGUGUACUUAAUUGAUGAAAGAAUGUAUAACAAAUCAAAAUGUCAAAGAAAAUUCAAGAUAGUAUAUUUCACAAAAUUUGAACAGUCUCCCAGUCUUAGCUCUGCCCAUCUUAAGGGUUUCCUUAAGUUGUUUGCCUGUAUGCUAUAAGUAUAGAUUUGAUGGGUUUUAUAAAUCUAAUGUGAAAGAUAACCUAGUGAUAAUUAUUUUUAUUGAUAUUUUAAUCUACAAAAAUGAGAAAGAAAGGAAUUUAAGCCUAUAUCUUGUAUUAUAUUAUUUGUAUUUUUUAACAUUCAAACAUUAAGAAACUAUACUAUAAGUCUGUUUACAAAAGUAUGGUUUUUUUUUUUUAAAUUCAUUUAUUCUCUUUUGUUAUUAGGCCCAUUUCUCACAUAGGAGAUAUAUGUUAGGAAACUUUGAUUUGUUUUUUAUUUAGUUUUCUUAUAUCAAAAAAUUCUUUGUUUCAAGUUAUUAUUAAUAUUCAAAUUUUACUAGCUAAUAGAGACUGUAUUUUUACUGAAUAUAGGUUCAUGCAUUAACAAUAAAAUUAAUGAUACUUUAGUGAGCAUAGUUGUUAAUUAGCAAUAUUGUUUAAUUUUUAAAGGAUUUUAAGUAGAGCAUUAAUCGUCCAUUUAUGCUCUGAUAAUAUUCAUUCCAUCUUAAAAUGUAUUGUUCCUUCUACAAUUUAUUUAUUUAUUUAUAAGGUUUAUAUAUUCUGUUCAAUGACAUACUUUUGUAAAUGGCUUACAAGUUAUUCAAUUCAGCUGUGGAUAGACAAUGACUUUUUAAUGACUUCAUUCCUUAUAGGUAUAUUAACAGUUACAUUUAUAUUUUUACUUUGCUUUAAUUGUGUUUUUAAGUACAGAUGUAACAUAAAUUUUUUAUGUUUUAAAAAUUUCCUUAACAUUUUACUUCCCUUAGUUAUUAAAAUUCUAAUUUAAUUACUAGAAGGUUUUGUAAUAUUUUUAUUUCUUUUGUUAAUAUUUUUAUUGUAUUAGCCACUUUAAUUUAAUGCUUAACUGACUUUUGGUCACACUGAUCUUAAUUUUUUUUUGUACUUAUUGUAAAAUGUGUUAAAUGAUAGAAAAGAAAAAUUAUAUUAAAAAAAUAUAUAUGUUUGGAACUUUUCAAGACCUAAACAAAAAUAUUGUACUUUUUACCAUUUUUUUUUCUUUUCGUUUACCUAGUCAUAUAUAAUGUUAAUCAAAAAUUUGUAUAUUUUGUUCUAUGAAGUAAUUUCAUUUUCAUAGUUUAUGAUAGUGUGACAGUGCACUUUGUUAUGUUUAUAUUAUUGAUCAAAGUUCUUAUCUGCACAUUAUAUGCCUUAGUUAAGCCUAGUCUUCCUUAUAUUAUGAUGUUGGGGAAAAAAAUAUUAAUUUAUCAUUUAUUUUUAUAUUUAUAUAUAUAUUUUUUUUUAAAUUGUUUCUAUAUAAUGAAAAUAUGUUAAUAUAUAUAUGUUUAUGUUAUGUUAUGUGCUUUAAAAUGUGGCCAAAAUUAUUAUUGAUAUUAUUUAUUUCUUUUUAAAAAAAUAAAAAAUCAUUACAUCAUGUAUAUAAGGUACUAAACCAAACAUUUAUGAAAUUUGAUAUAAGUUAACUAUUUGUAGUUUGGGAUUUGUAUCAGUUCAUUAUCAUUAUUAGGGGAGUAAUAUAAUAUUUUGGUCUGGCCAUCUGAUGAAUGUUCAAUUUAAUGUGAUAUUACUUCAAUCAUUUAUUUUCAUUCAUUAUUUUAUUUGGAUAACUUGCUAUUUUAUGUGUACAAAUAAAUGUUGAAUAUUUAUUAUAACUAAUUUGUAAAUUUUAAAUUAAAUUGCUUUAUUUAAUCCUUA